UAGGGUGUUUAUGAUCUUAUUGGAUCAUAUCAGUGUUCAGAAUGACAGGGGAAAGAAGGUUGUAGAUUUUCACUCGCCUGAGCAGUUGAAAGAAGUAAUCGAUUUCGGGAUCCCUGACGAUCCAUUGAACCUUGAUCAGUUGUUGGUGGAUUGCAAGGAUUCCCUCAAGUAUCAAGUUAAAACAGGGCACCCUCGGUUCUUUAACCAGCUGAGCUGUGGCUUGGACGUUGUAUCUCUGGCCGGGGAAUGGUUGACUGCCACCGCCAACACCAACAUGUUCACUUACGAGAUCGCACCAGUCUUUAUUCUCAUGGAGUUCGAGUGCUUGAAGAAAAUGCGGGAAAUAAUUGGCUGGUCUGGCGGCGACAGUAUCCUGGCCCCUGGUGGCUCAAUUAGUAACAUGUACGCACUGAUGAUUGCGCGGCAUAAACUCUUCCCGCAGCAUAAGAAAUAUGGAAUGCGCGCCAUCAAGGGCCAGCUUAUCAUGUACACAAGCCAACACCACCACUACUCGAUCAAAGGAGGAGCCUCUGCUAUUGGUCUUGGUACAGAAAACUGCGUUCAAGUGGCAUGCGAUGAAUAUGGCAAUGAGCACCCGUACUGCGAAUACACUCAGAUAGACAGAUNUAUCUGUGAGAAGUAUGGUAUUUGGUUGCAUGUUGACGCAGCUUGGGGUGGAGGUCUUCUCAUGUCCAACAGAUACAGACAUGCUGGAUUUGAGGGAAUUGAGAGAGCUGAUUCUGUAACCUGGAACCCUCAUAAGCUUCUUGGAACACUCCUUCAAUGCUCUACUCUACACGUCAAGGAAUCUGGAUUACUGAUCAGCUGUAACCAGAUGUCAGCUGACUACUUGUUCCAAACUGACAAGUGUUAUGACGUCACAUUUGAUACAGGGGAUAAGGUCAUCCAAUGUGGAAGACACAACGAUAUUUUCAAGUUCUGGCUUCAAUGGCGCUCAAGGGUAAGUCGUUUUUGCUGCACCAAAAAGGAUAUCAUUUUGUUGAAAGGAAAGGAACAGUUGGAGCUUCAUGAUGGUCAGCUCACAGGUGUCAGCAUCUUGGCAGCAAAGGGUUCACAUCUAGGCGACGGUCCUGGAGGAGCUGAUUCUGUAACCUGGAACCCUCAUAAGCUUCUUGGAACACUCCUUCAAUGCUCUACUCUACACGUCAAGGAAUCUGGAUUACUGAUCAGCUGUAACCAGAUGUCAGCUGACUACUUGUUCCAAACUGACAAGUGUUAUGACGUCACAUUUGAUACAGGGGAUAAGGUCAUCCAAUGUGGAAGACACAACGAUAUUUUCAAGUUCUGGCUUCAAUGGCGCUCAAGGGGUAUGUCUGGGUUUGAGAAUCAAAUCAACCGACUAAUGGACCUCACAGCGUAUCAGGUCAAGAAAAUGAAAGAGAAACCCUCACUUUUCUAUCUGAUCAUACCAGACCCAGAGUGCACCAACGUCUGUUUCUGGUAUAUACCAGAGAGAUACGAGAAGAGGGAUAAAUGGUGGCAGGAUGAGCUGGGGAAAGUGACCGCUAAGCUCAAGGGACGUAUGAUGAAAGCUGGUUCUAUGAUGAUCAGCUAUCAACCUCUCGGCGAUCUACCAAACUUCUUCAGAUCAAUUAUCUCUAACCAGGCACAGACAGAAAUUGACGUUGACUUUAUGCUGGAGGAGUUGGAUAGAUUGGGUAAAGAUCUCUAAACAGAAUUUGAUUGUUUGAAGGAAGACCAAACUAGUCGAUCCUAGGAUCUAGAACUUUAUAUAUUCAUACUUAUUUGUGCGUCCCCCCGGGCAACUUGUGCUUUUGCAUACGACGCAAUUGAUGUACUAAAUAGAUACCCAUGUCUUUGUUUAUACUUGUUGAAGCAAAACGCGGAAAAGCGUCAAAAAUGGAAAAAAUAUAUUUGUUAUCAAUGGAUUAAAUACUUAAGAUUGUUUAUGUUAAAGAAUCCAAAUUAUAAUCUAAAAUAGAUUUUAAAUUCUGUUGUGAAAAAAAGGUUGUGCCGACAUUU
Eurytemora carolleeae is the source of this 2004-nucleotide messenger RNA. RefSeq names its product glutamate decarboxylase. The record is from RefSeq and is a predicted model, not a curated record. Gene Ontology annotation, molecular function: pyridoxal phosphate binding; carboxy-lyase activity. The transcript has 20 exons. Gene Ontology annotation, biological process: carboxylic acid metabolic process. Gene Ontology annotation, cellular component: cytoplasm. Bases 11 to 1693 code for a protein of 560 amino acids. NCBI's taxonomy places the organism in Eukaryota, Metazoa, Arthropoda, Copepoda, Calanoida, Temoridae.